GUUUCAUUCGCGGCUCUAGUUGGAACUUUUAGUUGAUUGCCGGCCGAGCUUCAUUACCGUACUCUCAGUUUGAGCGCCCCGAUUUUUCGAGCUCUCAGUGGUAUACGUACAAGUUCCGUACGUGCCGCGGGAAGCAAGUAAAUUUAAUGUUAAACAGAAGUCACAGUAAAUUGCUACAGUUCCCUUUUAUUUCAAAUAAUCACAACCAUGUCGCAUGACUCACAGUCGCCUCCUUCCUUCAGCAGGGACUGGUUCUUCCCCUCACCCACUUAUUCCACUCACCCACCAGGAACCCCAAAAUAUACUAGAAGAUUCUCCACAACUAGGAGAAUCUCUCAGCCUUCCUUUCCUGAUCCACAAACCCAACAAAAGCCAUUGUCUAGAAAUGAAGUGCUGGAAUCGUGUAGUGUUUCAUCCUCUAACUCAAAACCCUAUAGAGACACCAGAUAUGUACGGCCUCGCCGCAGAGUUGACUUUAGUCGAAAAACUGAUAAUCCACCUAAAAGAGAAGAAGACUAUGCUGUUUCAGAUGGCAUAUCAGUUAGCAAAUCUGCCAUAUUGGGAGAGAAGAUGAUUGUUGGGACCUCAGGUCAACGGCUUAAGGUCCAUUGGCAGAUGGCAUUUUCUAUAGUGAUUCUGGUCACAGUCUUUACUUCUUUAGUGCACAAGAGCUUCUCAUUGCACAAUCAAGUAACUGAUUUGAAGGGUCAGAUCUCUAAGCUGAAUAUUAGACUACAAAUGUGCAAUCUGUCGGACUCUGCAGAUAUUUCUUUAUAUGGGGAGGAUGAUCUUCUUCCUAGCAAAAGCUUAAAAAAUUUAGCUUUGGUUUUUUCAAUUGCUCUCUUGUCAAUCCCCACCUUUAUUUUCAAGUACAUAUACUAUGUCUCAAGAUCAAGAAAAUCGGAUAUUAUUUCUGAAGAAGUUUCUCUAAAUAAGCAGCUAGCAUAUCAAGUGGAUCUCUUUUUAUCUGUCCAUCCAUAUGCUAAGCCACUUGCAUUGUUGGUUGCAACUCUACUCCUCAUUUUUCUUGGGGGGUUGGCACUUUUUGGUGUGACUGAUGACAGCUUAGCAGAUUGCCUUUGGUUAUCCUGGACAUACAUAGCUGACUCGGGCAAUCAUGCUAACUCCGAGGGCAUUGGUCCAAAGCUAGUUUCAGUUUCCAUUAGCUUUGGUGGAAUGCUUAUAUUUGCGAUGAUGCUUGGACUUGUCUCAGAUGCAAUUUCUGAGAAGUUGGACUCACUACGGAAAGGAAGAAGUGAGGUGGUAGAGCAGAACCACACUCUUAUUCUUGGGUGGAGUGACAAAUUGGGAUCAUUACUUAAUCAGCUUGCCAUAGCCAAUGAGAGUUUGGGUGGAGGGAUUGUUGUAGUGAUGGCUGAACGGGACAAAGAGGAGAUGGAACUUGACAUUGCUAAAAUGGAAUUUGAUUUUAGAGGAACAUCUGUAAUCUGCAGAAGUGGGAGUCCUCUUAUCUUGGCUGACCUGAAAAAGGUGUCUGUCUCCAAGGCCCGUGCAAUAAUUGUACUUGCUGAAGAUGGAAAUGCUGACCAGAGUGAUGCACGUGCUCUGAGAACAGUUUUAAGCCUAACUGGAGUCAAAGAAGGGUUGAGAGGGCACAUUGUGGUGGAACUAAGUGAUCUCGAUAACGAAGUCCUUGUUAAACUUGUUGGUGGUGUUCUUGUCGAAACUGUUGUGGCACAUGAUGUUAUUGGCCGUUUGAUGAUUCAAUGUGCUAGGCAGCCUGGACUUGCACAGAUCUGGGAAGAUAUACUUGGAUUUGAAAAUUGUGAAUUCUACAUUAAAAGAUGGCCUCAAUUGGACAGAAUGCAGUUUGAGGAUGUAUUGAUUUCUUUUCCUGAUGCAAUACCUUGUGGUGUCAAGGUUGCAUCAUGUGGUGGUAAAAUUAUCCUUAAUCCUGAUGAUUCAUAUGUUCUCCAAGAAGGUGACGAAAUUCUUGUUAUAGCUGAAGAUGACGAUUCAUAUGGUCCCGCUGCAUUACCAAUGGUCAAAGAAGAAUCAUUCUUGCAUAUUGACAGACCGGCAAGAAAGCCACAGAAGAUUCUACUUUGUGGAUGGAGGAGGGACGUUGAUGAUAUGAUUGUGGUGUUGGAUGCCUUUCUAGCACCUGGUUCAGAGCUAUGGAUGUUUAAUGAUGUUCCUGAAAAUGAGAGAAAGAAGCUCAUUGAUGGUGGUCUGGACUUCACUCGGUUGGUGAAUAUAUCAUUGGUAAAUCGUGAGGGAAAUUCUGUUAUACGCCGUCACUUGGAGAGCCUUCCUUUGGAAUCUUUUAAUUCAAUAUUGAUUUUGGCUGAUGAAUCGGUGGAAGAUUCAGCUAUUCAAGCUGAUUCCAGAUCUCUUGCUACAUUACUGUUGAUUCGAGAUAUCCAGGCAAAACGUCUCCCAUAUAGGGAAGCAAUGGCAUCACGGGUUCACUGGGGCUCUUGGAUUGGGGAGAUGCAGCAAGCUUCUGAUAAGUCGGUAAUAAUCAGUGAAAUUCUGGACCCAAGGACUAAAAAUAUGCUUGCCAUGUCAAAGAUUAGUGAUUAUGUUUUGUCAAAUGAGCUUGUCAGCAUGGCUUUGGCCAUGGUUGCCGAGGAUCGACAAAUAAAUGAUGUACUGGAAGAGCUCUUUGCAGAGGAGGGCAAUGAGAUGCAUAUAAGACAAGCAGAUCUUUACCUUCGAGAAGGUGAGGAAUUAAGUUUCUACGAGAUAUUAUUAAGAGCCAGACAAAGGAGAGAGAUUGUCAUCGGUUAUCGCUUGGCCAAUGCUGAGAGAGCUGUCAUCAAUCCACCAGCAAAAAAUGAGAGAAGAAAAUGGUCGUUUGAAGAUGUUUUUGUGGUGAUUGCAGAGAAGGAAUAAGAAUUCUUCGAGUUUGUUUGGCCUUACGUAUAAAGUUCCUGCUUUAGUUAACCAUGAGGUCAGACAAAUAUUUACCCCAUUUCUCUUUAUUCAAGGUCGUGUUAGUUCAAUUCCUAUUCUAUUUUUAAAUAAUUUGUACUCUUAAUUCCAUAUUAGUCAUGACAUAUUAAAUUACAAGAUGAUUUUUAUGAUUGAGGUGAUCUCAGCUCCACUAAAUUCAAAACAGGGUUGAUGAUAAGCUCAAACAUCAAAAUCAUUUUGUAAUUCGUUGGGUCUAAGACUAAUAUAAAAUUUAAGAGGAAGAAUGAGUUAAGAAUAGAAUUGAAUAAAAGCAAAAAAAGUGAGAAAAGUCUUACUAUUGUUAGUAUAAAUCAUGUUAGAGAUAAGAUCUUCAACUAAUAAUUGUGAAUAGAUAAAGAAAUACAAGUUCAGAUCAACAAAUAAACAAUACUUAGGUUGUCAAGAGCAGAGGAAAUUUCAGGACACCCGGGUUACUUGGCUUGCAAAGAUCUUUUAUUAAGGCUAUCCAUGGAACAAAA
This is a messenger RNA of Carica papaya (papaya), 3398 nucleotides long. RefSeq names its product ion channel CASTOR-like. Lineage: Eukaryota; Viridiplantae; Streptophyta; Magnoliopsida; Brassicales; Caricaceae. The record is from RefSeq and is a predicted model, not a curated record. Gene Ontology annotation, biological process: monoatomic ion transport.